Molecule: messenger RNA, 588 nt
Organism: Lactuca saligna
Lineage: Eukaryota; Viridiplantae; Streptophyta; Magnoliopsida; Asterales; Asteraceae
Source: the annotation of a GenBank genome assembly
CAAACGGAAAGAAUUCAUCAUAGCGAAGGAAAACUAACAUGGGUGUUCAAGAGCUGAUGCUAUUAGCCAUGCUUCUUUUCUCCUUCUGCUCUCCAGCAUCGUUUUCUCCAGUAAAUAUACAUGAAAACAUGAGAGAUCAUAAGCCAAUAGAUAAAAACGAUUCUAUUAUUGGUGGUGGAGGUGGCAGUAGAAUGGUAAACGAAAGCAAGUAUACAACUACUGUGAGAGCAGCUCGAGGUGGCGGAAGGGCGGGAGCGGGAGGAAGUGGUGGUGCGCUCAUACCUGUAUAUGCUGGCGGAACAGCUGGUCAAAACAGAAUUCACAAAGGUGCUGCACCAUGCAGGGAAGGGGGAUUUCCAGUUCUCAUAGCCACGUCAGCAUAUCUUUUAUUGCAUAUAUGCAGGAACUGAUUGUAUAACAUCAAGUCGCCUUUGACUCAAUGACAUAGGUGUAUUCGAUAAGAUAUAUAAGAUUAGAACUCAUGACCUCUAGAGUCUUGGGUAUAUUGAAGUGGAUCUUUUAUGAUUCAUAUGAUACCAAAUAACAUUGUAUUUCUACCCAAAAAAAAAAGUUUUUAACGUAAUUUGU